Salvelinus sp. IW2-2015 is the source of this 3810-nucleotide messenger RNA. The record is from RefSeq and is a predicted model, not a curated record. Lineage: Eukaryota; Metazoa; Chordata; Actinopteri; Salmoniformes; Salmonidae.
GCCAUCUAUUCACCAAAGAUUGUAUAACAUAUGUAUAGCCUCUGACCUGCAUGUGUCGGAUAUGCUUCUGAUGAUCAAUAGUUACAGAGUAGUUGUUAUACCCGUCAUCAUCAUCAUUUUAGCAGCCGCUCUUAUCCAGUGUGAUUUACAGGAGGAAUUAGGGUUAAGUGCCUUGCUCAAGGGCACAUCARCAGAUUCCUCACCUAGUCGGCGCGUGGAUUUGAACCAGCGACCYUUCGGUGACAGGCCCAACGCUCUAAACCACUCGGCUACCUUCCGCUCGUUUUCAACCCAAUUUAAAUGAACAGUUGAGUUUACAAUCAUCAAAUUCGAAAUGAAAUACACCAACGUGCAUUGUGCACACAAUGUUUCAUUUGUCAAAAAAUUGAGCUUUACGUGUGCAUAAAAAAACCAUCUGCUUCCCCCCUCCAUUCCGUGCCAGCCCUUCUCUCAUUCAAACGCACAACUAAUGCUGGAACCGGGAGGCUGCAACUGCCUGAGCUGAGGAAAAUGAACUCSGAUAACGAACUAUUAGGCUACUUGUGCACCCGAUGAAGGAAUUGAAGGGGUUGCAAAUUAAGUCAGCAAAUGUUCAAUUAAAAUAAGUAAGUUGAAUAAACGCGUGUUCAACUUGGGAAUUAUUGACCGUUAUUUUUACGCCCAGAGUUCUUCCCGUCUGUUUUGGAGCUGAAGUUAUUUCGCGGAGCAAAUGUAAGAUCCACCUGCAAUCUACAGAGGAGUUUUCCAAAUAAUGUUUGGAUUUCUAUGCUCCAGAAUGUACAGUGGUGUCUUUUCCUGUGAACAAUAAGUUUUGUGAAGAAAAUAAACGUUAUCAUUUUUUWAUAUAUAUUUUUUAAGCCUUGUGUCACUUCUUACACGGGCACUUCAUGAAUUAAUUUCAUAUUAUGACCAAAGAGCAUGAAAAUACAUAUUUUUAUUAGGGCUCGUGCAACCGCGGAAUCUCACUGACGCAUCAGACAUAAUUGGUCUUUACACUAUUUUUUUAAAUCAGGCAACGUUUGGAGAGGAUGAGGAGUCGUUGGGUGAAGCAUGAGGUGCCAGGGUAUCGGUCUUAGACGACUGUCUGUGCUGCUCCUGUGGGAGGGGCUCGCUCUGAGUCUGUGCUGCUGCUGGACCGGGACUUGGGUUGUUGCUGCUGCGGCCGGACCCAGUGAUGAUGGUGGUACCGCUGGGCCCAUGGGCUGGUUGCUGUCGGACAAAGGGCCCUUCCACCACUCKUUGGAGUUCACUGAGUCGGUGGAGAGACACCAGCAGGGCUACACUACCAGAUACAAGAUGUUCAGGGAGUUCGGCCGAUGGAAAGUCAACAGCCUGGCGGUGGAGAGGCGGGACGGCAGCGGCCUGGCUCCGCCCCUCGACCCUGACUUCAUGCACACAGUCAGGCAGUUGGGGCGGCGGCCCUCCCUCCACAGGAUCACUGAGACCAUUAUCAAGAAGUACGGAACUCACCUCCUGCUGUCCGCCACUCUUGGAGGGGAGGAGUCCUUGACGAUAUUUGUGGAUAAGCGGAAGCUGAGCCGAGGCCCAGAACCAGGGGCUAGAGCUGAGGGCAGCAGCCACAACAAUACGGGGGUGGUGACCCUGGAGGCCCUUCACCAGCUGGCUGCCUCCUACUUCACCGACAGGGAGAACACCCUGCGCCGGCUCCACCACCUCCAGAUCGCCUCCACCGCCAUCAGGGUGACUGAAACCAGGACAGGCCCCCUUGGAUGCAGUAACUAUGAUAACCUUGACUCUGUCAGCUCAGUAMUGGUCCACAGUCCAGAAAACAAGAUCCAAUUACAAGGACUCCAGGUUAUUCUGCCAGCGUACCUGCGGAGCCGCUUCGUCCAGGCAGCCCUCAGCUACAUCGGCUGCAACUCGGAGGGCCAGUUUGUGUGCAGGGCCAGUGACUGCUGGUGCCAGUGCAGCCCGGACUUCCCACAGUGCAACUGUCCACAGACGGACCUCCAGGCCCUGGAGAACAACCUGCUCCGCCUCAGAGAGGCCUGGACACUGGCCAACGAGGAGUUUGAGGAAUCAGAGGAGUUCCAAAGCUUCGUCGGAAGGCUGCCAACCCAUUACGCAGUGAACAAAUCUGUCGUGGAGCACUUGUGGAGGACGGAUGGGGGUCUGCUCCAGCGCUACAGGCAGCUGGAGACCACGCGAGGCCUGCUUCUCGACAAAGCGCGUCACACCGCUAACAAGCUCUUCAGCCUCAUUAAGAGAUGUCGCCAUCAGCCCAGAAUUGUGCUGCACAGGGAGAGACCCCUCCGCUACUGGCUGAGCUACAUCCUGUCCCUCCUGUACUGCAGUGAGAACGACCACAUCGGCGUGUACUCUGAGCAGACCAGGAGUUGUUCCUGCCCCUACCACCACUCUUCCUGCCAGGGCCCCGUCCCCUGCGCUGUGGGAGAAGGCCCCCGCUGUGCAUCUUGUUCCCCCGAGAACCGCACCCGCUGCUCCAGCUGCAACCCGGGCUUCUUUCUAGGCCAGGGGCUCUGCCGACCCGCCGUACCUGACCCCACGGAUCCCUACCUGGGUUUGGAGAGCGACCGCGACCUUCAGGACUUGGAGCUGCGCUACCUACUCCAGCGCCGCGACUCGCGCAUUGCCCUGCACGCCAUCUUCGUCAGCAGCGAUGUGCGCCUCAACGCCUGGUUCGACCCGUCGUGGCGGAAGAGGAUGCUGCUGACGCUGAAGAGCAACCGCUACAAGUCCAACCGCGUGCACAUGCUCCUGGGGGUGACGCUCCAGGUGUGCCUGACCAAGAACAGCACGCUGGAGCCUGCGCUGUCCGUGUUCGUCAACCCKUUCGGGGGCAGCCACUCAGAGAGCUGGACCAUGCCGAUCGGCCAGCACGGCUACCCCGGCUGGAAGMGGACCAAGCUGGAUAUCCCCCUGGACUGCUACAACUGGACCUUGACACUGGGCAACCGGUGGAAGAGCUUUUUCGAGACCRUCCAUUUCUACCUGAGGAGCCGCAUUAGGGAUUCGGGGCCAGGCUCGGAGGUUGGGGGACCCAGAAACGCUAGUAGAGCGUACUUUGAACCACCAGAGGGCGCCGUGGAACCUGUGGAGGCGUAUUCAUCCCAGAACAYGGGMUACAUGAAGAUCAACAGCAUGCAGCUGUUUGGAUACAGCAUGCACUUUGACCCGGAUGCAAUCCAGGACCUAAUCCUGCAGCUGGACUACCCGUACACCCAGGGAUCCCAGGACUCAGCCCUGCUGCAGCUGGUAGAGGUCCGCUAUAGGAUCAACCGCCUCUCCCCUCCAGGGGCUCAGCCUGUGGACCUGUUCUCAUGUCUGCUCCGUCAAAGACUGAAACUGUCCAGUUCAGAAGUGACCAGAAUACUGGCUUCUCUACAGGCUUUCAGUGCCAGACAACCAAACUCUGUGGAGUACGAGGCAACCAAGCUAUGUAGUUAAUAAUGGGCAGGUGGGCGGGGCCAAUGUGAUGUUUUUUGUAUUAACCCAAUCAUAUACAAUGUCAGCCYCAUAGCCUAUAUCUUUUGUCCGCGGGUCUGUUUGUGUUGGUGUUUGCCAUUAAUGUCUUUAAUUGUAUAUAAGUGUCAUUAAAUUUGAUGUUUUUAUCAAUACCGGUGAAAAGUUUGGACAAACCUACUCAUUCAAGRGUUUUUCUUWAUUUUUUACUAUUUUCUGCAUUGUAGAAUAAUUGUGAAGACACCAAAACUAUGAAAUAGYACAUAUGGAAUCAUGUARUAAGCAAAAARGUAUUAAACAAAUCAAAAUAUAUUAUAUAUUUGAGAUUAUUCAAAUAGCCACCCUUUGCCUUGAUGACAGCUUUGC